Messenger RNA from Meyerozyma guilliermondii ATCC 6260, 1299 nucleotides. RefSeq lists its product as uncharacterized. The transcript has a single exon. The record is from RefSeq and is a predicted model, not a curated record. Bases 1 to 1299 code for a protein of 432 amino acids. Gene Ontology annotation, biological process: nuclear envelope organization; lipid homeostasis. Lineage: Eukaryota; Fungi; Ascomycota; Pichiomycetes; Serinales; Debaryomycetaceae. Gene Ontology annotation, cellular component: nuclear membrane; nuclear envelope.
AUGGACAGGUUCCAGUCACUUUCGCUCCACGAAACGCUGCAAGAUGACUAUAUGGACAUAGACAAUUACGGAUAUGUUCCCGGAGACGACUCAACUUACCUGCAAGAUGCAGAAAUUGAAGGGUCUUCUGGAGAUAUUCACCGUGGUCUAGGCGGUUCUUCUACACCACUUCGCUAUGAUAGCGAUACAGAUGAGGAACUAGAAGUUGCACCAGGUUCCGACGGUCAGGAAAAUAGCACUUUUGAGGGCUCAGAUCACGAAUCCACCAGUUUUCUUGCUGGUAUACUUUCUCCAACUGAACUAGGUGCUCGUUUAGCAGUUGGCAAACAACUUUUAUUGCCUGCUCCGGGAGAUAAUAUUACGGCAGAGGGUUCAGAAGACGAAACCGAUCGAGAAAAUCAAAACGAUAGCGUUGACUAUGAGUUCGAUACGUCCAAAAAUGCAACCGCUCUUGCCAAGGUUCCUCCAAAAAACCUUAGUGUUUUCCAAGACAAGGUUGAACGUCUGUUUUUCAAGCAGGACUCUCCGGUAACUCAUUCUUUUGGGUCUCAAUCUCAAUCUUUGGGCAAUUUGGGCACACAGAGCGUGGGGUCUGGUAACAGUUAUCAUCUCAAUGGAGUCCAGGUACACCACCACCAUUAUUAUUACAAUCCUUUCGAGUCGAAAAUACGCCAAAGGGAUACGCAAUUGAAGUCAAAGAAACGACAAACUUCGCAAAUUUCCCAUUCAAAGUCUACGCCAAUUUCUAGCCAAGUAUCACAGAUCCUGAAACAAGAAACUUUGCAGAUACCUAGACACGAUAUCAUCAUGCCCCAUCCUUGGGAUCGCCGGUCGAGUCCUCAGGUCCGCACAGUGUAUGUAUUGUCGCUGUACCUUCAGCUUGUCGUUAAUAUGGCUGCGAUUUUAUUGGGAGCAUACAUUGUCUACAGUAUUAUUACCACCAUUAAGCAUGAUAUUGGCGAAAAAUUACAACAGGAAGCAUCUCACCGGCUUGUGGAAAUGGCUGCUUGUCGUCGUGCUUACCACGAGAAUCAAUGUGAUCCAGAAACCAUUGUUCCUGCCAUGGAACAGGCAUGUGCACAUUGGCAAAAAUGUAUGAACCAGGAUCCAUUUAGUGGUGGGAACAUGUCCCUGGUAAGUGCUCAUACUCUCGGUAUGAUAGUCAAUUCUUUGAUUGAACCAUUAGGGUUUAAAGUGUUGGUGGUGGUGUUAUCGUUCACGGUGGUUGUGUUUGGUUGCAACUUUGGAUUCGGGUACUUGCGGGCCAAAGCGUACUGGGGAAAUGAAGGGAAGAAUUAG